CAUUCAGUGAAAUACCAGCCAAGUCCUCAACAAGGAGCAGUGUCACGAUGGUCAUGUUAUGGAUUAUAUUGCUUUUACUUCAUCAAGGAUAUACUCUAGUUCCAGUGAAAACUGUUCAGCUUGGUGAACCAGCGAACAUAACAUGUGCUUUGCCCAAUGUGGUCAGCAGUAGAGGAGUCCACUGGUACAAGCAGAGUGUCGGAGAUACUCUCAAAUUAAUAGUGUCACUGUAUGAAAGGGCAGCACCCGAGUAUGGUCAAGAAAUAUUUAAAUCAAGAUUUCAAGCACAUUAUGAUAAGAAAUUUAGCAACCUGACCAUUUUGAAAGCAGUCCAAGACGAUGAGGGAAUCUAUCACUGUGGAAUGAUAGAAUGGAUUAAUCCUGAAUGGACUGGAACAUAUUUGUUAGUUAAAGGAAAUAAUCAGCCAGCAUCAAAUUAUACUGUUGUUCAAUGGCCAACAGUGUUAAAUCCACUGCAUUCAGGAAAUUCAGUGACUCUCCAGUGUUCAGUCUAUUCGGACUCUGACAAGAUGUGUCCCAGAGAUUAUAAUGUGUUCUGGUUCAGAGCUGGAUCAGAUCAAUUACACCCAAGCAUCAUCUACACUGAUGGAAACAGACACAGUGAAAGUGAAAUAAUAUCAGACUCACAGGAGAGGUGUCUUUAUCGCUUCUCUAAGAAUGUCAGCUCAUCUGAUGCUGGGACUUACUACUGUGCUGUGGCCACAUGUGGGGAGAUAUUAUUUGGAAAUGGAACUAAACUGGACAUUGAAGUGCAGCCAACACAAUCAGGAUUUAUUCAAAUGGCAAUAUUAAUAGUUUGCUUGGCCAUUUCUCUCUUUGGAAAUGUUGUCUUGAUCUGUAACCGAAGAGUAUGUAAACCAUUUCAAGAUACUCCAAACAAGACCUCAAACCAAGCAGUACAUGAUCAUACUAAAGCUGAUGAAGAACUAAACUAUGCCGCACUACAUUUCUCUGAAAGAAAAACAAGGAGAAAGAGGAAGACUGAGUUUGCUGAGGAUAGUGUUUACUCUCAAAGCGAGACACGCAACCGUGGGACCUCACAGACUCCCCACCCCAUCGCUGUUAAUCCAGACCCCACCAUCUCCACCCCCUCUCCACAGCUGCUGCUGCAGGAUCCUACAGGAUCGGGGCUGUUUGAGGAAACCAUUAUCGACAUCAAGCUUGCAACCCACCAUCUGCUGAUGUUGGCGCUAAACGAGUUUCUACAGGAUACAUGCUACGGAUGUCAAAUAUCUCACCCCAGUCAGGUGCAACACAGCUGCUUGCUCGAAUUGCCCGAGUAUUUCUUUGACAUCUACUAUGACGAUGUGAUGAUAAGGCUCAAGACAGACCGAUUCAUCCCCGCCAUACGCCUGUUUGUGCGUUCGUACACAGUCGAUGGGACUGGAACACAAUUCAGCAGAAUUGCAGAACACACCAUGACUGAACUGAGAUCAUCACAACAUAUAGUAUGCGCAAUUAACGACAACAUUGUGCAGUUGCUAGAAGCAAGUCGUUAUGACCGACGUGCUAAACCAGCCAUGCUUCGCAUGAUUGGUAACUACUGGGCUGGGAGACACCUGGUUUAA
This is a messenger RNA of Oreochromis niloticus (Nile tilapia), 1589 nucleotides long. RefSeq lists its product as uncharacterized. The transcript is spliced from 7 exons. The record is from RefSeq and is a predicted model, not a curated record. Lineage: Eukaryota; Metazoa; Chordata; Actinopteri; Cichliformes; Cichlidae. The coding region runs from base 48 to 1589 and encodes 513 amino acids. Gene Ontology annotation, biological process: response to bacterium.